Emiliania huxleyi CCMP1516 is the source of this 471-nucleotide messenger RNA. RefSeq lists its product as hypothetical. The transcript has 3 exons. Gene Ontology annotation, molecular function: protein binding. Lineage: Eukaryota; Haptophyta; Isochrysidales; Noelaerhabdaceae. Bases 1 to 471 code for a protein of 156 amino acids. The record is from RefSeq and is a predicted model, not a curated record.
AUGUUCGGCAUCGGCAUGAAGGAGCGCGACGCCGCCGAGGUCACGGUGCGCAACACCGAUCUCGCCACCUUCACCGCCCUCGUCCGCUACCUCCUCACCGACCAGCUCGACCUCGGCGAGGAGGAGGGCGGCAGAGCGCAGCGCGCGCUCGACCUGCGGCAGCUGGCGCAGAUGUACCAGGUGCCGCGCCUCGAGCUGCUCUGCGCGCAGGCGCUGCAGGAGAGCGUCGGGCCGGCGAGCGCCGGCGGCGAGAUCCUUGCCCGGUCUGCGAUGCAGGGCGGCCGGACUGUCCUCGCCGAGUGUGUGCCGCCAAGGCGGGACGCACUCAGGGACAGUGCCGACGGGACGCGGCUCGAGGGGCGACUCUCGCGGAGGCACGGCUGGCAACCGUGGCGCGAGGCUCGCCUUCGGAAAGACCAGGAUAGCUCUACUGGCAAACUUCUAGCUGACACGCGCGCCCCGUCGAGCUGA